CAGGCUGAGGCUCUCAGCAACCCUGUGCAACCAAGCAGCUCCACAUCCACCUGAGUCACCUGGAGAAGGACACAACUGACCUACCUGAGCAAAUGAGGCCACAGGCACUUCCGGGGCUGUCAAACCCCACCUCCAGCUCUCAACAGCUCCGCCCUCCCCGCCCCAGGGCUACCUGUUAGACCUGAGCCACAGUGGGGUGGGCAGCUCUGCAAUACAGGCAGGUGAGGCUCUCUGCCGGCAGCUGGGCCGCCCAACCAUGCUGUGGGACAUUUGGGCACGGUGGCUGGCCGGCAAGGGGCUGCCCCUUGUGGGGGCUGCACUGCUGCGGGAGAGAGAGAGGAGGGAGCCACAAUGGAAGCACCCGCAGCGGGAAACCCACCCCUAUUAUGACCUCCAGGUGAAGGUGCUGAGAGCCAGAAACAUCCAGGGGACAGAUCCAUUGUCCAAAGCCGACUGCUAUGUGAAACUGUGGCUGCCCACAGCAUCCCCUUGCCCUGCCCAGACUAGAAUGGUAGCCAACUGCAGCGACCCUGAAUGGAACGAGACCUUCCACUACCACCUCCAUGGUGCCGUGAAGAAUGUUUUGGAACUCACCCUCUGCGACAAGGAUGUCCUUAUCAGUGAUACGCUCUCCCAGCUCCUGUUUGACCUGAGCAGUCUCGAACCUGGCCAAUCCCACAGGCACACCUUCUCACGUAACAGCCAGGACUCGCAAGAGUUGCAGGUGGAAUUUGUCCUGGAGAAGAGCCACGUGCCUGCGUCCACAGUCCUCACCAACGGGGUGCUAGUGACCCAGCCGUGUCUGAAGAUUCAGGGCUCCCUUGGCAGAGAUGGGACGGCCUCACUUUGGGACAAUGGUCCUGCCCAGAUCCAGCUGGCAGUGCCCGGGGCCUAUGAGAAGCCCCAGCUCUUACCCCUGCAACUUGCCGAGGAGAAGGGCCCUGCACCCACCUUUACCUUCCAUGUGAACCCAGUGCUGCGCCCCUGGCUGGAGGUGGAGCUGCAGGAGAAGCGGACGGUCCUGCAGGAUGACCCAAGCUCUGAGCUGGAGGCUGAGAGCCGCAUGCUGGGCAAGGAGGACAUCCCGCUGUCUUCUCUGCCCCUGGGCCAGGAGGAACGACAUCUUGUGGUCCUGGGGGAAGGCCUGGAAGUGGUGCUGAGCAUGCGGGCAGAGAUGAGCUCUGGGGACCUGGACCUGCGCCUCAGCUUUGACCUCUGCGAUGGGGAGAAGGAGUUUCUGGACAAGAGGAAGCAGGUGGUGUCCAAGGCCCUGCAGCAGGUGCUGGGACUGAGCAAGGCUCCGGAGAGUGGCCAGGUACCUAUAGUGGCUGUUUUGGGCUCCGGGGGUGGAACCCGAGCCAUGUCUGCCCUGUAUGGUAGCCUGUCGGGGCUGCAGGAGCUCGGCCUCCUGGACACUGUGACUUACCUGAGUGGGGUCUCUGGGUCCACCUGGUGUAUCUCCACUCUCUACAAGGACCCAGCCUGGUCGCAGAGGACCUUGGAGGGCCCCAUUGAGCAAGCCCGGGCUCGGGUCUGCAGCAGAAAGUGGGGGGCGAUGUCUCCAGAGCGACUUCAGUACUACAUCCAGGAACUAGGGUCCCGAGAGAGUAGUGGUCACCGCACGUCCCUCGUCGACCUCUGGAGCCUCCUUAUAGAGUACUUUCUACACCAGGAGGAAAACCCUGCCAAGCUAUCUGACCAGCAGGAAGCAGUCAGCUGGGCCCAGAAUCCUUACCCCAUCUAUGCUGGCAUCAACGUCUGUCCCAAAGUCAAUGCUGAAGAUUUUGCAGAGUGGUGCGAAUUCACCCCCUACGAGGUUGGUCUCCCAAAGUAUGGGGCUUACAUUCCCACUGAGCUCUUUGGCUCCGAGUUCUUCAUGGGGCAGCUACUACGGGUGCAGCCGGAGCCCCGGAUCUGCUACCUGCAGGGCCUGUGGAGCAGUGCCUUUGCUGGCAGCCUGGAUGAGAUGUUUCUGAAGAUAGAUGGCUCGGGCUUUGGCUUCCUGGACAGGCACAGGGGCAGUGUGGACAUCCCAGACGACUGCCCAAGGCUGCAGGUGCAAGACCCGGCACGGCUGCGCACACGGAUCUUCACCCCGCAGACAGCCUUCUCUCAAGCUGUGCUGGACCUGUUCACCUCCCGCUUCACUUCCCCCGAGAGCGUCAACUUCAUCCGGGGCCUCUGCCUGCACCGUGACUAUGUAGCUAGCAGAGAGUUCAUGACCAGGAAAGCCACACACCUGGACACCCUCCCCAACCAGCUGACGCCCAUGCAGGACUGCCUGUGCCUGGUGGAUGCAGGCUUCGCCAUCAACUUGCCCUUCCCACUGGCCCUGCGGCCCCAGCGAGCUGUGGACCUCAUUCUGUCCUUUGACUACUCAUUGGACAGGCCCUUUCAGGCUUUAAAGCAAACGGAGAAGUACUGCCUGGAGCAUGGCAUCCCCUUCCCCAGCAUCGUGUUGGGCCCUGACGACAUGGUGCAGCCCCAAGAGUGCUAUCUGUUUGUGGAAGCCAACGAUCCCCGCUCGCCCAUCGUGCUGCACUUCCCCCUGGUCAACCGCACCUUUCGCACGCACCUGGCCCCAGGUGUGGAGCGGCAAACAGCCCAAGACAAGGCAUUUGGGGACUUUGCCAUCCACGGGCCAGACACCCCCUACGGCUUGACUGACUUCACCUUUGAGCCUGAGGAGUUUGACCGGUUGGUGGCCCUAAGUAGAUACAACGUCCUCAACAAUGUAGAUUCCGUGAAGCGAGCCCUCCAACUGGCUCUGGACCGGAGGCGAGCCCCACACAGCAUGGCUGGCCAGGAGGGUUGUGGCACAGAAGGGAGGCUGGGGGGCUCUGGGCCAGGAGUGGGUAGAUUCUAGGGGUGGCUCCCGUUGCCCACCCCUUCGCAGGGAGCUCAGCAGAAUUACACCAUGGAUGUGGGACAGUAUCUUCUCCACAUAUUUCUUGGACGUGAUGGGUGGGUAAUCUCUCCAAGGGCCAUCGGAGAUGUCAGGCAGAACAGAGCAGGACUCAUUUCACAGUGCACUGUGCUGAAACACACGAGAGGGUAGCAGAAGGUCUGGGCUUCCUAGGCCUCACCAGAACAGGAGCCCUGAAAGCUGGCAUGCAGACUGGUUUCUGCAAACAGGGCCAGUCCCCCACUCUGCCCUUCCCACGCUAUACUCUGGAUGCAGUGCUGUCAGAAUAAAGAGGGGUCAUCAGUGUCACUGACCCCACAGCAGGCA
Molecule: messenger RNA, 3232 nt
Organism: Ochotona princeps (American pika)
Lineage: Eukaryota; Metazoa; Chordata; Mammalia; Lagomorpha; Ochotonidae
Gene: PLA2G4F
Product: phospholipase A2 group IVF
Exons: 20
Coding region: 257-2866 (869 amino acids)
Biological process (GO): glycerophospholipid catabolic process
Cellular component (GO): cytosol
Molecular function (GO): calcium-dependent phospholipid binding; calcium ion binding
Source: RefSeq, a predicted model, not a curated record